UUUUGGUGGGUCCCAAUUUAAAACCAUUUUCUUAUUUUUCUCAAACAUAAAUUUCCUGUCGGCCAACCAAAACGACAUGGUUUCACGUUAAAUUUCUACGAAACGACGUCGUUUUUUUGUAUUUAUUGUUCAAUUGAAAAUUCAACUCCUCCAUAACCAUCCUUGAUUCAAGCUAACUAUCACACACUCUCUCUCUCUUCUCAUCACCGACGUGAGAUGUUGGCAGCCAUUUUCAAAUUCUAAGGUUUUUCCCAAUUUUCUCUCUCCUCUUUUUUAUUUUUUCAAUUUAUAUGAAUGAGAAUUUCUGUUUUUGUUAGUCAGAUUUGAUUGUGAUUUCUUGCAAUUAAGAUCUACCCAUUAAUCCAAAUGCUGUAAUUUGUCAAUUAGAGCAAGAAAUUUCAUCUGGGUGUAUCAAAUUUUGUAGAAAUUUGUCAUCUUUUGACCCAAAUUAAGGUGAAAUUUUGUAACCAUGAUUCCUGUUAAAUUGGAGGUUACAAAACAACAUUAUGCAACUAGUAGUCUUGUAAUUGGGUAUGCUCUUUGUUCAAGUUUAUUAGCUGUGAUCAACAAAUAUGCAAUUACUCAGUUUAAUUAUCCUGGAUUGUUGACUGCUUUGCAGUAUUUAACCUCUGCUUUAGGGGUUUGGAUUUUGGGGAAACUAGGGUUUUUGCAUCAUGAUCCUUUUACUGUUGACAUUGCUAAGAAAUUUUUGCCUGCUGCAUUUGUGUUCUUCCUUGCUAUAUUUACAAAUACGAACCUCCUACGACACGCCAAUGUCGAUACAUUUAUCGUGUUUCGAUCGUGUACUCCCCUGUUGGUUGCCCUUGCUGAUACUACCUUUAGGAAACAGCCCUUGCCAUCUAAGCUGACAUUUGUGUCAUUGCUGGUGAUUUUGGGUGGUGCUGUUGGUUAUGUUGCCACUGAUUCGGGGUUUACGUUGACUGCUUAUUCGUGGGCAGUUGCGUAUUUGGUGACCAUUACUACUGAAAUGGUUUAUAUCAAGCAUAUGGUGACUAAUCUUGGAUUGAACACUUGGGGUUUUGUGUUUUACAACAAUGUGUUGUCGUUGAUGAUGGCGCCCGUGUUUUGGAUCAUCACAGGGGAGUAUACUGAGGUUUUUGAUGCCUUGUCGUCGAGUGCUGGGGAUUGGUUUAAUACUACAGCAUUCUUUGCUGUUGCACUGUCUUGUGUGUUUGGGUUGUUGAUUAGCUUCUUUGGGUUUGCUGCUAGGAAGGCAAUUUCUGCUACUGCUUUCACUGUUACAGGGGUGGUGAAUAAGUUUCUCACUGUUUCGAUUAAUGUGAUGAUCUGGGAUAAACAUGCUAGCCCUUUCGGGCUUGUUUGCUUGCUCUUUACACUUACUGGUGGCGUGCUCUAUCAACAAUCGGUCACUGGUGCUCCAUCACCGCGUGAAUCUGCCCUAUCUAAGCAAAGUGAUAAUGAGGGUGAUGCUGAGAAAUUUAUAAAGGAUGAAGAGAAAGGCCUUUCAGGCAAGAUCUGAAGUGAAUAUGUACUUCUGCUGUUUUAUCAUUGAAGAAGAUGGCCUACUCCGGCAUUAUUCUUGGAGUUCAUAUCUCUACCAUCACUGAUUCAGGAGCAUUUUUUUUAUUAUAUGGACUAGAUUCAAAGAUGUUAUAUCAUAUUAAUGAAUUCCUUUGGUAGUUUUCUUUUAACUUGUGCUCAAUUAGUAUGUGGUAUUGCUAUUUUUGAGUAGUGUAGUACUAGACAUAAUCUUGGCAGUAAGCAUAUAUUGUUGUCAUAGUUAGAGAACUUUGGUUACCACUCUUUGAUCUUCAGAGUGCCAAAGUAACUAUAAUUGUAUCAACCAUCAUGAAUCUAAUGAUAAGGUGAAAUUUUUCUUGCCAA
This is a messenger RNA of Chenopodium quinoa (quinoa), 1866 nucleotides long. RefSeq names its product GDP-fucose transporter 1-like. The transcript has a single exon. Gene Ontology annotation, cellular component: Golgi apparatus. NCBI's taxonomy places the organism in Eukaryota, Viridiplantae, Streptophyta, Magnoliopsida, Caryophyllales, Amaranthaceae. Gene Ontology annotation, molecular function: GDP-fucose transmembrane transporter activity; antiporter activity. Bases 470 to 1501 code for a protein of 343 amino acids. The record is from RefSeq and is a predicted model, not a curated record.